AUGGUAAUAAAUAAUAAUAAAAUGUCGGUUUAUUGGCCGAUCACGUUGUUUUGGAAGGCGUUCGGUGUGUUCCCGGCAAGCGUGCAGGGUGGUCGCCGGAACAGUAACACGUCACUGCCGAUACUGUCCACCAUGCUGCUGUUGGCGUCGAGCUUGUACGCGCUGUUCGCGGGGCCGGUGGUCGUGUGCCGGAUCGGCGAAAAGUGCACCAGCGAGUCGAUCAGGAUCCUGAAACAGGUCUAUCCGGGCAUAGCGAACGUAACGUCGAUGCUGUCGAGGAUCGCUCUAUCGUACUCGGUUAUGGUGGGAUUCGACAAGUACACGGAGACGAUGGAGUGCUACGAAACGUACUCGCCGACGACGGUGGCCGAGGCCAGCCGGUACAAGGUGUUCACGGCCGCGGCUGUGUGUGCUUGCCUGUUGCUGGUCAUACCGGUCAACGGAAUGCGGUUAUGGAUUCUGUGGACGGACAGCGUUGAUCCUAUUCUGGCGAUCGUCCAUUACACGUUCAUCUACGUCCAGAACUUGACCAUGUGCUGUUCGGAGACGCAAUUCGCUGAACAGUGUUUCAUGUUGUAUGAUAAGCUGAAGACUGUCAAUGACGACGUCGCCGUGCUGGGCGGGCCCGCAGGGUUGGCACGUUUUUCGAGACACUUCCGAACGACCGCUGGAGCAACACCCGAUGCGCCUGGCACUGCAGUUGCAGUCACGCCACCCGGUGCUGCGGACGGCGCAGCUGCAGCGGUCGCGGUCCGUGAGGUGCAGGAUCCGUUGGACAGCGUUGUGGCAGCGACCGUCACAGUCGAGACGCUGCGAAUCAGACACUGGCUGCUGCGUGAAGCUAUUAGCUGUCUGAACCGCCUGUUCGGUGUGCAGCUGGGCAUGUCGGUGUGCGCGCUGUGCGUGAUGUCAUUUUUUGACAUAUAUUACGAGACGUUUCACGUGAUGGGUGUAUACAUCAUGUCUGACCUCAUCAUAUACUCCUGGAUGCUGCACUACGUAGUGAGAUACGUGGGAAUCGUCCUGAUGUCACAUUACACCACAAAGCAGGUUAUUCACAUAAUUCACAUUUUUUAUUCGUAUAAAACGUAG
Messenger RNA from Macrosiphum euphorbiae (potato aphid), 1092 nucleotides. Lineage: Eukaryota; Metazoa; Arthropoda; Insecta; Hemiptera; Aphididae. The record is from the annotation of a GenBank genome assembly.